GACGAAUACAGAUUUGGGAUUUUCAAAGACAAUUUGGUGCGUGCCAAGCAACUUCAGGAUGCGGAACAGGGUACGGCGGAAUAUGGUGUGACACAGUUCUCUGAUUUAACAAGCGAGGAGUUUGCAAACAAGUACCUGGGAGUGCAACUCGAUGAACCGGCUACAGAAGAGGAAGUCGAUUCAGAAGAUGUGACAGUGGCUGAUGACAGCUUCGACUGGCGACAGCACGGUGCUGUAGGACCGGUGAGGAAUCAAGGACGAUGUGGAUCAUGCUGGGCAUUUUCCACAGUCGGCAACAUCGAGGGUCAGUGGUUUCUAAAAUCGGGAGAACUUCUCCAGCUCAGUGUACAGCAAGUCCUAGAUUGCGACCAUGUCGACCACGGAUGCAACGGUGGCUACCCUCCACAGGUUUAUGAUCAGGUGAACAAAAUGGGUGGUUUGGAACUUGAUGCGGAUUAUUCGUACAAAGCAUUUGCUGGGGGUUGUCACAUGGACCGUUCGAAAUUUAGAGCCUAUGUGAAUAGUUCAGCCAUUCUGCUACGAAAUGAACAAUUUCAAGCUUAUCAACUCAAGAAGAUUGGCCCACUUGCCUCUACUCUAAAUGCACGCACCCUGCAGUUCUACCAGAAAGGGAUUAUGCAUCCAACACGCAUUAAUGCAUGCAAUCCAGGAGAGCUGAAUCACGCUGUCCUUACCGUUGGCUACGGAACAGAACAGGGAAUACCAUACUGGAUAGUGAAGAACAGCUGGUCCAAAGGCUUUGGAGAGCAGUUCACUUUCGAAUUCGGUGGAACAUCUAACAUUUUGAUGACCUUUGUUGCUUGCUUACAAAAUAAAUGGAUUGAAGUGUUCGGGUCGCGUUACCUGAUAAUGCGCAUCUCCACCUGUUAUCUGUUCGCUCUAGAACUCUGGUGCCUCUGCGCCAGAACCAUUAUUCCCGAGACAGAAAAUGCUCGACAACUGUACGAAGAGUUCAAGCAGAAGUACAAAAAGACUUACGUGAAUGACGAUGACGAAUAUCGAUUUGGCGUUUUCAAAGAUAAUUUACUGCGUGCCCAUCAACUUCAGAUCAUGGAAAAGGGCACAGCAGAAUAUGGUGUGACUCAGUUCUCUGAUCUCACAAGUCAGGAGUUCGAGACUCACUAUUUGGGAUUGAAAUAUGAGGGCAUGCCAGACACUGAAGAAUCGUCUCCACGUAAGCAUGUUGUGAUGGAUGAAGACAGCUUUGAUUGGCGAGAUCAUGGGGCUGUAGGCCCUGUGCUGAACCAAGGAAGCUGUGGAUCGUGUUGGGCGUUUUCAACAAUCGGUAAUAUCGAGGGUCAGUGGUUCCUCAAAACAGGGGACCUCCUGCGACUCAGUGAACAGCAACUUAUUGACUGCGACAGCGUGGACGAAGGAUGCUACGGUGGUUAUCCCACCAAAGCAUAUGGCGCAAUCAUUGAAAUGGGUGGCUUGGAGUUGAAUUCUGAUUAUCCCUAUAAAGCGUUCGCUGAAAAAUGUCAGAUGGACAGACAAAAGCUUAGAGUCUAUAUCAACGACUCCGUUGUCUUUCCACGAAGUGAGAGCUUACAGGCAGAAGUACUCAAACUGAUGGGACCCCUAUCCUCCGCUUUAAAUGCUAAUUCUUUGCAGUUUUACAAGUCCGGAAUUGUACAUCUUCCAGUAACGUCAUGCGUCCCACAGGCCCUUAAUCAUGCAGUACUUACUGUGGGCUACGGAACAGAGAAUGGACUACCGUACUGGACGGUGAAGAAUAGUUGGGGUACUGCGUUUGGUGAAGACGGCUACUUCCGUAUUCAUCGAGGUAGUGGAACUUGUGGAAUCGACCGCUUGGUCUCUACUGCCGCGAUCAGAUAG
Molecule: messenger RNA, 1857 nt
Organism: Opisthorchis viverrini
Lineage: Eukaryota; Metazoa; Platyhelminthes; Trematoda; Opisthorchiida; Opisthorchiidae
Exons: 12
Cellular component (GO): lysosome
Molecular function (GO): cysteine-type endopeptidase activity
Source: RefSeq, a predicted model, not a curated record